Xenopus tropicalis (tropical clawed frog) is the source of this 1153-nucleotide messenger RNA. NCBI's taxonomy places the organism in Eukaryota, Metazoa, Chordata, Amphibia, Anura, Pipidae. The record is from RefSeq and is a predicted model, not a curated record.
GUCUCUCCUCCCUCCUCUUUCUCCGUGUGGUCUAUCUCACUGAUACAGACAGUCUCUUGUUUUAAGACAUGCAGCUGUUCCUCUCUGCGCUCUCUCCCUGGGGACACCCACUUGUCACCGACAGACGGACAAAGGGGUCAUAACGACAGUAAGACCCCCCCUGAGUUUCCCUACCCUUUGUUUACCACGGCAAGCCCUGCUUGCUCCUUCUGGGCAGGGUUUAGCUCCUUGUGGGCGGGGCUUCCAAUUCAUUACAAAGCUGGGACUAGCUCCAAACGGCUGCUCUACCUCUGGUUCUGGUCAUGGAAAACAAGGCUUACAAGGGCGACGGGACAUGGCCUCCACCUCAGUGUAAACACACGCUGGAAAGGGAAAAGAAGAAGAGCAAACCUCCCCCUGGCACGGCCUCUGUGGCAACGGGAAAGAGUGGACCACCUGUUACGGUGAUAGAGAUAUCCCCCGAGACGACAGAAGUCAACGAUUAUUACCUGUGGUCCAUCUUCAACUUUGUUUACCUGAACUUCUGCUGCCUGGGCUUCAUUGCAUUGGCCUAUUCGCUCAAGGUGCGAGACAAGAAGCUGUUGAAUGAUCUCACUGGGGCUGUGGAAGAUGCCAAGACGGCACGAGCCUUCAACAUAACAAGCUCGGCACUGGCCACACUUUGUAUUAUUAUCCUGCUGCUCUACCUGCGGUCCCCACCUGCUCACUACUAGGAUCAGAAUAGGAUCCCUGUAGCCAGACUCUGAGUGAUAGCCAUGCACUGCUGAGUGUAGAUGUACAUUAUACACGAGACAUGGGAUGAGUAGGGGGAUACCUAUCUCUCAGAGCAGCAAUCAGUGAGCACAGAGGUCUCUCCAUUUAACCUUCCCUCCUUUAUAUACCCCCGCCUCCGGAACUCACUGUGAUGUCAUUAGGCCACUCCACAAGGCAGCCUCCACAUUGGCUGAUGGCAGCUAAUAUGCAACAUAGCAAUGGAGGGUGUUUUACCUUGUCUGCAGCGCAGGGGCAGGGAGUCCCUUGAGUGAGACUGGGCUAUUCGCUGAGCUCAUUCCUCUCCUGUGUUGAGUUCAAGCUGACCAUGCCUGUGAAUUUCAAUUGUCAGCUCUCUGGGCAGCUGAUUACAUCCCAUUAAAUAAAAGACAUGUUUUCCUAA